Messenger RNA from Botrytis byssoidea, 1725 nucleotides. RefSeq lists its product as uncharacterized. The record is from RefSeq and is a predicted model, not a curated record. The transcript has 2 exons. Bases 1 to 1725 code for a protein of 574 amino acids. NCBI's taxonomy places the organism in Eukaryota, Fungi, Ascomycota, Leotiomycetes, Helotiales, Sclerotiniaceae.
AUGAACAAUACCGAAGCUUCUGCCUCCAAAAAACGAGGGAACCCAAAGUCAUCAACUGAUCACCAAACACCAAACAAAGGAUUGCUUCCAGCUGCAGAUGAAAUCACUCCCAAGAAGAAAGCCAUGCAAGGCGAAAGAGCUGCAACACCUGCCUCAAAAGUAAAAAGGGCAAAUCGCGGAGGGAUAUCGACAAAUACCAAUGCCUCAACAUCAAUCCUAAUGAACUGGCUGCGUAGCGGGAAAUCAACGAAUGCCGCGGCAUCAUACGUAGAAAAGGAUAAGCUGAGGUCAGAAGCUAUGUUAGGAUCAGAAGAUCAACUAGGCUUUGAGGAUAUGUUGGGAUCAGUGGAAGGCUCGGUCUCCGAAGAGAGAGAAGCAACGAAGCACAACUCACCUUUGGAAAAAGACGAGCCGCCUUCAAAACGCCAGAAGCAAAGCGACGCUGCACCAGGUGGUGGAAAUUUAAUAUCUAGUCCUGGUAAAACUCCCACUACACCAAAGAAAAAUAAAACCAGCCCUCCUAAAACCCCACGGAAAACUACCACACCCAGAGAAAAGAAGACGAAGUCUCCCAAGUCCCCAAAGAUCGUCACACCCAAAGAACCAGAGAGAGUAAAACCUCCCAAGGGCGUCAUCGUCAGAACCGAAUACAUCGCGAAUCCCGCAGCAGUGUUUAUACCCCCCAUUGAAAUUACCCACGAGGACCUAGCAGACUUUACACUUGACGGAGAGGGCGAAUUAGUAUAUCAAGGGGAACGAAACAAAGAUGAUGGUCUAUUGUACUGGUCCUUGAAUCACCGAAUAGUCUCUGAAAAAUAUGAUCGUCCCGAAGCGGAAUAUUUCGAACCACCCAAGGAAACGUUGAAGAAAUGGCGUGCAUAUUGUGCGUUUCGUGGUCUAAAUACUUCUGGUACUAGAGAAGAGAUGCAGGAAAGAUUGAAAGAUUACUUUGAAUUUGUUGAGCGUAUUGAAAUCACUGAUCAGGAUGAAGUGAAUGAAACUAAUGAGAACGAUGAACCAAUUACAGAACCAGAACGCCUGAGGGAAAUAAUUGAGGCAGAAAGGCAUCGUCCACACGACCCUUCCUGGCGCAUCCAAAACGAAGCCGAAAGAACCCGAUUAUGGAGUCUCCUGUCCACAGAACAGCAGUUCGAAAAGAACAUCUCGCUCUUCAUCACUGAGAACAUAACCAACUCCAAAAACCACGACGUGUGGGUUUUCAAAACACGCCCCAAGUUUACCGUCGCCGAGUGGUUCAAGUUUUUUGAACAGCAUCGGAGUCUAGAUAUUGGAUUGGCGUUCACUAUCCCACCCGAGUCUCUAACUUCAGAAGAUAAAUCCCUCGAGAUGAAGUAUCAGAGAGGGAAAAUGGUAGUGGUGCCGUUCACCAAAAUCUACUGGGGAGGAACGUGGGUAGCGACAGGUUUUGAAAAAGGAAUGGUACUUGCAAGGACCCAGACACUAGUGAAGCAAAAACUCGAGGAAAUGUGCGAAGAGAUUAGGAAACGUAUCCUUGGGAGAUAUAUCACAGAUUACCGAAAUGCGGUAACACUACCUGCAAACUCAUCUCGAUCAUCAAAUACGAGCACAUGGACCGUGAAAGAAGAACAGCAAGCGCAAGCUCUCUGGAAUAUUGAAGAUGCAAAUAAGAAAAGCUCAGAUCUCACAUAUCAAUUCGGGAAAGUAGUGAAAGAGAAGGUUUCGUCUCCUAUAGCUGCUGCAUAA